AUGAGCAAAACUACGUUGCUUCAACGCCUUCUUCCGUUGGCAAACAGUAUCAAAACCACGUAUGGUAGUCAGUUCUUGAAGAAUCCAAAGAUAAUAACGCAGAUUUUCGAUAAGCUAAAGUUAGAAUCACAAUAUAAAUCUAAGGAAUUACAAGUGGUCGAUAUAUAUUCGGGACCCGCAGUGCAGUCAGCGAUGCUAACUGAAAGACUGCAUCCAAAAAAGUGUGUUCUCUUUGAUGACCGCAGAAAGUUUGCUGAAUUAUACCAACAAGUAUUAGACGGUAACGGACCAAUAGUGCAUUAUAACAAGAAUCCAUAUAAGUGGGAAUCAUUUUUAGAACUCACUGAACAAGAUAAAAUACUUACACCUAGCUUCCAAGCGAGAGAUCACAUACACGAUGAGUUUUUGGUGACUGCAAAUCUUACUAAUAAGAAAGGUGAACAGCUAUAUGUGCAAUAUUUACAGUGUGUUGCCAAUCAAAACUGGUUACAGAGAUUUGGGCUUGUGAAAAUGCUUGUUUGGAUUCCAUCACAGACUGCAAAGAAACUUUUCGCUCCUUUUUCUAAUAAGGACAGAAACAGAAUUACAUUAUUAUCCGAGAUGGCUUCGAACACAAAAUUAAUUGCUACUUCAGAGGCCUCAUUGAAGUACUUCCUUCCUGAAAGUUUGAGCAAAUUUGAUCCUGUGAUUAUACCUUCAAAGGAACCACAUACAGAAGACCUUUCCCUUGUAGAAAUCAAUCCAAGAAAUCAUAAUCUAGACUUGGAUAACUGGGACUAUGUUACACAAAAGCUUAUGAUCUUAAAAUCUCAGCCAAUCGGAGAUUCUAUUGAGGUUUUGGGUCAUGGUGCGAAAGACUGGUUUUCUCCUCGUCUAAGGCCUGAAUUACUCAAGAAAAAACCUUACGAAAUGACAUAUAUGGAAAUAAAUGAAAUUGCUGAAUGUUUCGCUCUUUGGCCCUUCAAACCUCAUAUUUUGAUUGAUUUCUAUGAUGAUGACAGUGCAUAA
This is a messenger RNA of Kluyveromyces marxianus DMKU3-1042, 1008 nucleotides long. RefSeq names its product RNA polymerase specificity factor (gene MTF1). Gene Ontology annotation, molecular function: mitochondrial transcription factor activity. The transcript has a single exon. Bases 1 to 1008 code for a protein of 335 amino acids. The record is from RefSeq and is a predicted model, not a curated record. NCBI's taxonomy places the organism in Eukaryota, Fungi, Ascomycota, Saccharomycetes, Saccharomycetales, Saccharomycetaceae. Gene Ontology annotation, cellular component: mitochondrial DNA-directed RNA polymerase complex; mitochondrial matrix. Gene Ontology annotation, biological process: transcription initiation at mitochondrial promoter.